Chelonoidis abingdonii (Abingdon island giant tortoise) is the source of this 567-nucleotide messenger RNA. The record is from RefSeq and is a predicted model, not a curated record. NCBI's taxonomy places the organism in Eukaryota, Metazoa, Chordata, Testudines, Testudinidae.
GGCCUCAGGGGAGGUACCACACCGGAGGGGCCCCCAGGCAAGUACCCCACAUGCAGGGUGCUGCCCUCACUCCCUGCUGUCCCCAGGCAGCGGGGGGCAUCACGGUGGGGCUGGGGGUGACGGAGACGCUGGUGAAGGAGUGCCAGGAGGAGGCCUGCAUCCCCCCCAGCCUGGCAGCCCAGGCACAGCCGGUGGGCACCAUCAGCUACACUUAUGAGGACCAGCGGGGCAUCUUCCCCGAGUGCCAGUUUGUUUUUGACCUGGAGCUGCCCGAGGAGUUCGAGCCCCGCGUGGGUGACGGGGAGAUGCAGGAGUUUUACCUGCUGGACCUGGAUGAGGUGAAGGAUGCCAUCAUAUCAGGUGACUUCAAACCCAACUGUGCGCUGGUCGCCCUGGAUUUCCUCAUCCGACACGGACACAUCCAGCCGGAUCACGAGCCCCACUACACUGAGCUGGUCGAGGGGCUACACCAGAGCCAGUAAGAAGUUGCCGCUCGUUGUGACAACGGUGCCGGGACACAGGGCCCAACCCCUCUGCACCUGCCUGAAUAAAUCCUGCCAACCCUCA